Messenger RNA from Ambispora leptoticha, 765 nucleotides. Lineage: Eukaryota; Fungi; Glomeromycota; Glomeromycetes; Archaeosporales; Ambisporaceae. The record is from the annotation of a GenBank genome assembly.
AUGAGCUCGAAUAAUUUUGGUCAAUCUAAUGUGAUUAAUGCGGUCAAACAUUCAUCUUUACCUAUAUCAUCAUACAACAUUCUAGCCUUUUUAACUCAAGAAGAAGAAGAUAUGCCUAGCAUGAGGCGUGGAAAACAUAUCCUUGUUCUUGGCGCGAGUGGUCGUCUUGGUAGCCAAGUAGUACAGCAAGCUUUAGACGCUUCAUAUCAUGUAACAAUACUCGUGCGAAAUGACAGAUCUUUACCAUUCUCUCGUCGACAAUUAAAAGAUCCAAACCUCGUAAUAUGUGUCGGUUCGAUUUUCUCACGCAUAGACUUGGAUCGAGUAAUCGAAGGACAAGACGCGGUAAUAAAUUGCCUUAGCCCAAGAACGUUAUGGACCUCGGACAUCAAACUAAAUUCCCGCGCACAACGACUUAUAAACGAGAGCAUGGUAAAGUUUGACGUAAAACGAUUAAUUAUCGUUCGAUGUCACGGUACUCCGACUAUCGAUUCUUUUUUUACGCGAUUAUUGUCCAAUAAAGUGUAUCAUGAUAAAAAGGUGCAAGAGAAAUUGAUUAUGGAAAACUCCGAGUUUUUGGAUUGGACAAUAAUUAGGGUUGGUGGUCUAUCGAAUGGAAAAUUAACGAAAAAAUACCUGUUACUUGAUAAUGAUGAAAUCGUAUUUAAGAAGGUAUCAAGAGCAGAUGUUGCACAUUUUAUAUUAAAAGAAAUUGGGACUGGAAUGUGGGUAAAACAAGCGCCAUUAAUUAAUGGUAAGGUUUAA